Molecule: messenger RNA, 822 nt
Organism: Rotaria socialis
Lineage: Eukaryota; Metazoa; Rotifera; Eurotatoria; Philodinida; Philodinidae
Source: the annotation of a GenBank genome assembly
AUGGCCAAACAGGAACAAAUUGACGCUCUUGCUUACUACACUAACAAUCAAAUCAAACGCAGCUCGACUCCACAAAUGGGGCCUCCUUCGACGUUAACUAACAAUCCUGGCAUGCCAUUCAGUGUCACAGAUAUUCUUCAACCAUCCGAUAUCGAUGCUUCAGCAUCCUAUAAACGUUCAAUCGAAAUGGCACAAGUCUUAGCUGCUGCUUCAUCAUCAUCAUCGUCGUCCGUUUAUUCGUCAAGUCAUCCAACACCAACUAAUCUUUCUAGUUCAACAUUUGGACCAUCAUCAUUACACAAUGGUUAUUAUGGUUCAUCAUCAACAGCAGCUUUCCCAUCGAACAAUCAAUAUUAUGAUUAUAGUAGUUCGUUUCAAAAUAGUGCAAAUUCAUCUGCACAAUAUUCGCCGAGUUCAUGUUGGUAUGGACCAGCAGCAAUGUCUCGAUAUUUAGCUGGAUCAUCAUCAGCUGUUGAUAGCGCAGCGUUAGCUGCGAGUGUCUAUGGACAUCAUCAAGAUCAAAUGAUGAAAUCAUCUUAUGCACAAUUUCCAUUUGUAUCACAAAAACGUAAACGCCGUAUUUUAUUUAAUCAAGGACAAAUCUAUGAAUUGGAACGACGUUUUAAACAGAAAAAAUAUUUAAGUGCACCAGAACGUGAAAAUCUUGCAAAUAUUCUUCAAUUGACACCUACACAAGUUAAAAUUUGGUUUCAAAAUCAUCGAUACAAAACAAAAAAACAAGCUAAAGAACGUGAAAAACUCGAUGCAAAACAAUAUCGAAAAGAACAUUAUCAACAACAACAACAACAAACAUUUAGAUAG